AACGUGACGAUUUGGUAGAGAGGAGAGGGAACAACAGAGUAUUCAUUAUUCAAUCGAUCAAUCCAUCAAUUUCUCUUCGAAGCUGCAACACCAGAACAGCAAUAAGCAUAUAUACUGGUAUAUAUAUAGAGAGAGAGAGGGGGAGAGAGAGAGAGAGAAUGGGGGAAGAGGUGGGGAAGAAGAAGAGGGUGAUUGUGGAGUCACUGGGAUGGCUGACGGAAUCUACAAUCAUGCCGAAGAAGCACCGUGCCAUCGCCGGCGUCGGACCUUCCUCCAUCCUCGAACUGAAGGCCCAACUCUACAGAUCCCAAGAGGAGUCCAAGAGGACCAAAGACGUCUCCGCCCACCCUGACCACCUCGAAUAUCAACGGGCCAAGAAGAAGAUCACACCUCACGAUCCCUUAUCUCUCAAGAACUCCGGCGUUGAGGCUCGCGCUCUCAAGGACAAGCUUGAGCUGAAAGCAGUCAAUGAUGGAUCUGUCAGCUAUGCAGCAUUAGAGAGGAAGGCUGAGUUAUAUGAUAAGCUUGCAAGGGGAGAACUUUCUGAUGAGGAAGACGAAGAGAAGUAUUGCGUUGAUUUUUUCCAGAAAAGCCUCACACGGGAUGACUCACAGCAGCCACAAAGUCAUGAUAGUUCUGCCACAGAAUCACCAGCAAAUGAAGACGGUGACAAUGAUGUUUCUGGAUUGCUUAAAACAAAACCUGUGGGGCUUGGCCAGACAGCUGGCAUGAUGGACAGGGAUGAGCAUAAGCGUUUUGUAAGGGAAGUCCAUGAAGAAGCUAACCAAGCAAGGGAAAAAGCGUCUGAGCUCAAAUUGCGUAGGCAAAAGGUGGCUGCAGCUCAUCGAGAGAAACUAAAGCAGGCAUAUCUUCAGAAGCAGCUGGAGAAACUGAAAGCUGCAUCCAAAACAGAGCAGACAUGACUGAUGGCUGGUAAUGAUCCGCCUCUUUGUAAGAAUACCAUGAGUUACUAUUAGCUCAAGCAUGUGACAAUCUAGAUCUCGUCUAAUGGCAGCAUUAUGGUUAUAGAGUUCACUUGAUUAAAUUCUUUUUUUUGGUAGUUUUCCUUCUUGUUUUGAUUUUUCUUCUUGUGUACAAAAUAGAGGUUUUGUUGAUAGAAGUUCAUAUGAUCAGGUAAUCAGGUUACACAUUUGAAUUAUGUGACCAACUGAUACCUUUACUCUCACAGUGUGUGUGGUCCAUGUGGAGCCCAAUCUGCCAAAAAAAAAAAGCAUAGCGAAGCCUGUCCUGGGACACUAAAACUGAUUGUGUACAACCAAGUUCACUUGAUUAAAUUCUCCUCGACUUGGUGAUGUUCUAAUGCUGCUUGAACAGAUUUGGGUUUUAUGUUAGAUUUGCAGAACAGAUGAGAAAAUUUUAAAUUGAAAUGUGUUGUGAACACAGAGAACUGGAUUUUGGCUA
Messenger RNA from Cornus florida, 1422 nucleotides. RefSeq lists its product as uncharacterized. Gene Ontology annotation, cellular component: nucleus. The transcript has 3 exons. The record is from RefSeq and is a predicted model, not a curated record. NCBI's taxonomy places the organism in Eukaryota, Viridiplantae, Streptophyta, Magnoliopsida, Cornales, Cornaceae. Bases 159 to 923 code for a protein of 254 amino acids.